Molecule: messenger RNA, 864 nt
Organism: Cooperia oncophora
Lineage: Eukaryota; Metazoa; Nematoda; Chromadorea; Rhabditida; Trichostrongylidae
Source: the annotation of a GenBank genome assembly
AUGCUAGAGGUCCUGAAUCCAGAUAUUAUCAUUAUUCUAUGCUCAUUCCUGGAUCUGGCCUCUCUAACAAGUUUGGCAGCCGUCUAUCCACACUGGUCAAGCCUGAUCUUACGAUCUGUGAAGACCAAAAUCUGGGCUUUGAAAUUGAGAAUCUUACCACAGCACACUACUAUAGAAUACCACUCAGUGGACAAACCGAGAGAUGAAGAGGAAAUCUCGAAAAGAGAUCUGGUGGAGGGAAACUGGGAACAGCUACCGAGAUUUUCCUGGGAAAAUGUACCAUUUCACAUGAUGACUAUUGGUGCCGUCGAUAUUACCCAGUUUGGAUCGUCAGAACUUCCCGAGCGGGUAAUCUCAGUGCUUUCAACGGUCAGUGCAGGGCAACUAAGUUUGAAGUUCGAAACACGAGAAGAAGCCCGAAAAGUACUUCAAGCUAUUUCCUUCAAUCCUGGAUCGACUGUAUAUCUUCAUGAGCUCUCAUUUCGAAUUGCUAAAGAGCCAUUUCUCCAGCAAGCAAAGUUCGAAAACGUCAAAGAUCUCUGGUUCACCGGCGACAUGCUAUCGGAGGAUCUCUCACUUCUUCUGAACUCUGACAUUCCCUCACUCUGCCUGAACAGCGAUAGUUUACGCCAGUCUUGUGUGACUAUCAUUAAAGAUUACAUUAAGCGAUUUCUUGAUGGAAAAACAGCACAGAAAAGUUGUCGAAUUAGUGCGAGUGGUGGUCUUCUGCGGUAUAUGUUCGAGGGCAUUGGCGGUCGAGGCGAAACACGUCUCUCAAAUGGUUCACGGAAAGUCCACCUGUAUGACGGAUUGGAAGAAACGCCCAUACAUUGCUUUAUUGACGCCAUGGACGAUUCUACAUAA